Messenger RNA from Lolium rigidum, 703 nucleotides. RefSeq names its product G-box-binding factor 1-like. Gene Ontology annotation, molecular function: DNA-binding transcription factor activity; sequence-specific DNA binding. Gene Ontology annotation, cellular component: nucleus. Gene Ontology annotation, biological process: regulation of DNA-templated transcription. The record is from RefSeq and is a predicted model, not a curated record. The coding region runs from base 1 to 609 and encodes 202 amino acids. NCBI's taxonomy places the organism in Eukaryota, Viridiplantae, Streptophyta, Magnoliopsida, Poales, Poaceae. The transcript is spliced from 5 exons.
AUGCCUGCUACUGAUCGAGCCGACGGCGGGCAGCUCAGGCAAUGUCGGCGGGUCGGCAGCGCCGACGUCGAGCUCCACGCCGCCAUGGCGCUCGCCGACAUGGCCGGGGUCGAGCACCACGCGCUCCCAUCACCGCAGCACCACCACGCCGCCCUACCCCAGCAGGCGGCGACGGAGCACGAGGAGGACGAGGAGAUGGCCAGCACGAGGCUGAGCCUGGAGCUGGGCAACGUCGGCCUCCAGUCCUCGCCUUGCUCCAGCAGCUCCAGCGGCGCCGGCCAGCAGCACCAGCCGAUGCACGCGGCGGCGGCGGCGGCCGCGGCCGUGACGGGGUACGGUACCAGCAGGCCGCGGAACGUGCUCACCGAGGCGGAGAAGGAGGCGAAGCGGCUGCGGCGCGUGCUCGCCAACCGGGAGUCGGCCCGGCAAACCAUCCUCCGCCGCCAGGCGAUCCGUGACGAGCUGGCCAGAAAGGUCGCGGAUUUAGCGUCACAGAACGAGAACAUGAAGAAGGAGAAGGACAUGGUUCUGGAGCAGUACAUCUCCCUCAAAGAAACCAACAAGCAGCUGAAACAACAGGCACAUCAUCUUUCGCUUUCCUACCUUUAAUUUUGUUUCCAUCAAAUCUUUUCUUGUCCAUUAUUAGCACCAUUUCUUCUUUCUGGGCAAAAGAAAAUAAGGAGGAUCGAACCUAGUAUGUUCC